Molecule: messenger RNA, 6087 nt
Organism: Closterium sp. Naga37s-1
Lineage: Eukaryota; Viridiplantae; Streptophyta; Zygnematophyceae; Desmidiales; Closteriaceae
Source: the annotation of a GenBank genome assembly
AUGAAGCCGGCGGGAACUCCCACGCGGAGCCGAGCUGCCGGCGCACCGGCCCGGAGAGGAACAGCAGCCGCGUCGUCGUCGUCGAGCGGUGGAGCAUCGCAGUAUAUUGACCCUCUGUAUGAGGAUAUCCAUGCGCCCAAGUACUUUAACUUCUGUCAAAAGGAGGAGGAGGAGGCGCUGCACUCGGGGGAUUCUUGGUUCGACGGCGCGCAGGAUGCGGAAAUCGCGGACGACGGUGACAGCGCGGCGUGGGCUAUCCACGCCGCAUUGACUGCGAUCACGGCGACCCCGCCCGCUGCCGUGGCGUAUGGAGAAGCAGCAGCAGAGGCAGCAGCAGUGGCGGCGAUGGAAAAGGAGACGCAGCAGAGGAAGCAACAGGCCUCGGAGAAACAGAAGCAAGCGAGGAAGCAGGAGGAGGAGGAGCAGCAAGCGACCACCAAACGGCACACCUCCUCCUCCCCCGCCGCCGCCGCUACCGCUGCUGGUAACGCCUCCCCAGCUGCUGCUGCUGCUGCGGCUGCGUCGCCGAGUAAGGGGAAGAGGAGUGUGGCGACUGGAUCGCCCGCUGCUGCGAUGGCGACGGCGACGGCGACGUCGGCAGCACGUGCGACGCCGUCGGAAGUGCCCCGCUCGCUCAGCUUCGCGUCCGAGAAAUCCAACGGAACACCAUCCCGCGUGCGCGGAGUCCCCCUCAACCCCGCGCCAUUCAAGAGCGCGUCGUUCCGCGCGCGGGUCAUUGCGGCGGCGCAGGAGGCGCGGGAGUCGCGCGGGGAGAAGGCGGAGAGCAAGGCGGAGGGCGGGGAAGAGAGGGGCACAGGGGAGGACGGGGAACCGACGUGCGCAACAGCGGGCGCAAUCAAGUGCGCGGAGGCGGAAGCAGAAGGCGAGAAGAACGCGAAGGGGACGAGCGCGCGCAAGGACUCCGCCCCCCCCGCCGCUGCUAAUGCACGCGCACAGGCGGAAGCGACCAUCUGGAAGGAGGCGGAAGGGGAAGGCGGAGGGGGAGGCGGCGGAAAGGUGGAAGCGCAAGCGACGAUUCAGUCGUCGCCUGGUGGGCGACGCGUGGUGGCGACGGUGUCGUCGCCCGCCGUCGCCAAGGGGUCGGUGCAGGCGACGGCGACGGCUACAGCGAGCGCGUCGAUCUUCGAGUCGUCGCAGAAAGCGGCGCCGUCCGCGAAUGGCGCCGCGAAUGACGGCGCGCGGACGCCUGUAGCGACGGCUACGGCGACUGCGACGGCGAGCGCGAGGGUGUGCGUGGGAGACGGAGCGAGGAAAGUGGAGCUAGGAAUGGUGACAGAUGCAGCGGAGAAAACACGUGCUGUUACUGGAACCCCUGCUUUUGCUGGUGUUGGUGGUGGAAGGUCGAAGACUCAAGGAGGAACGGAAGCGGAACGGGCAGCAGCAGCAGCAGCAGCAGCAGCAGCGGCAGGUGGGGCACUCGCGACGCCUGUGACCACUGGGAAGGGUGCUGCUGCGGCAGCAGCGCCAGCAGCACCAGCAGCAUCCGCAGCAGGGGGAGCAGCACCAGCAGCAUCCGCAGCAGGGGGAGCAGCACCAGCAGCAUCAGCCGGAGGUUUCAGGUAUCCAGGGUUGCAGAGUGAGCAGCAGUUCACGGGUGCAUCCUCGUCUCUGCGCGUGUCUGACGUGUCAUCACCUGGCGCCAGCAGCUGCUCCACGUCAGCAACGGGCGCGGGGCAGCGGGCGGGUGGGCGAGUGAUGAUGGUGUGCAAUAACGCGCUCUUCCGCACGUCCCCGAGCCAUAGCCCUGUGGAGGCCAGUCCUGGCGGCAUCCCUGUUGCUGCAGCACGCACAGCAGUAGCAGGAGGAGGAGGUGGAGGAGGAGGGGGAGGAUUGUUGGCUGCGACCGCCUUUGCUCUCACCCCCGUUGUCUCUGGUGCUUCGGCCUCUGGGAGUGGUGCUAGCAGCGAUGGAAGCGGGGCGUUCUUUGGAGCUUCUGCUGUCACGGGAGUGGCGAGUGGUGGGGUUGUCUCUGCCACCGCUGCUGCUGCUGCUGCUGCUGCUGUUGCUGCUGCGGCUGCUCCUGGAGCUGAUACCGGGUCCGCUUGUAACGAAGAUGCUGCUUCGUCUCCUGCUCCUGCUGCUGCUCUUUCUGCCACGCCUGCACCUGCGGCGGCUGCAACUGCUGCUCCUGCCACUCCUGCCACUCCUACUACUCCUGCUACUCCUGCUGCUGAACGUCCUGCAGUGGCAGCAGACAGCACCAACACGGUGCAUACGAUCGCUGCCUCUACCGCCUCUGCUUCAACACAUGUCCAUGCGUAUUCUGCGCCCAAGCCAGUCAAGCCGUCCUUCCCCUCGUCCGCUUCGCGAGGGCGGGAGAAUAAGGAGCCGUGCGGCAACAACAGCAGUAACGAGAAUGGCGGCACCACCAGCAGCAGCAGCAGCAGCAACAGCAGCAGCCUGACAGGGAUUCCUCCGUCUGGUCGGUCCCUGUGGCAGAAGAUCACAGGGCUUGCAUCGUCCGCCUAUGUCAAGAAGAGCUCUGGGAGGUGGCAGGCUGUGACACUGUCACCGGUACCAGGGGGUAGCGGCACUGCUGCCGCCUCCUCUGCUCCUCCGGCUUCCCCUGUUGCUGCUUCUGCUGCUGCUGCUGCGGCUGCGGCUGCGGCUGUUUCUGCUGCUGGUUCUCCUGCUGGUGAUUCUGCUGCGGUUGUCAGGGAGAACGAGGCAGCGAGCGUUGGUCAAGCUGACUUGGUCACACCGCCUGUAACCCCGCCGUCUGCUACUCGGUUCGGCAUGACUCUUGCUGCUGGCAGAAGCGGUGCUGGUCCGUCGCUGCUGCCCGUGCCGCCAGGCUCGGCGCCUCCAGGCCUGGCGUCCAGGCUCGGGUUGCUCGCACGGACAAGGUCGGUGGGCAGCAGCGUGCAGAGGUCGUUGGGCGUAGGGGAGAAAGACGAGGGAGGGAAGAAGGAGCAGAAGGAGAAGGUAGAGGGGGGGGAGUCGCAGAAAGGAAGGCAGGAGGGUCCGUCGCGUGAGGGAGAAGGUGCAAGGAUGGAGGGAGAGGGGAAAGGAGAGGAGAAAGACGGGGAGAAAGGAGCGGGCGUGAGUGCAGUAGGGGUGGUGAAGCAGCAUGUGGCAGAGAUCCAAGAGCUAACCGCUGGUGGUGGUGGUAGUGCUGCUGCUGCUGCUGCUGCUGCUCGGCCGGCACCUGGCCCUACUGCUACAGCCGGCGGCAGCAAUGGAAGAACGGCUGUGGCAGGAAAGGCUGCAGCGAGAAAGCCUGCGGCAGGGAAGACUGUUGCAGCGAAGGUGGUGUCUGGGCGAGUGGCAGCACAGGCAUCAGCAGAGUCGGCACCAGUGGUGCCACACACCUGUUCUGGUACGCACCAGCAUUCCGACCACGCUGGGGUGACAGGGGGAGCAGCAGGAGGUGCAGGAGGGGGAGUGGGAGGAGCAGUGGUGAGGUGCCGCAACCCCAAGUGUGCGGCGAAUGAUGAGAGCUUCGCAGCACGGAGCAAGCCAACGCCGGAGCAUCAGCAGCAGCAGCAGGGGGUUCAAGAGACCCCACAGGCCCUUCCAACAGCCGCUGGUGCUGCUGCAGAGGCAUCAGCAGUUGCAGCAGCAGGAGGAGCAGGUGGAGGAAAGAGGGGGGCGGUGAGAGAUAUAUCUGCAAGUAUAGACAUAGGGCAGGUGAGCGGGAUUGAGGAGAUUGACCUGCUCGCGCUACUAGGCCUAGACUCGUACCUUGAUGACGGUUGCAACGGGUAUGAUGGUUGUGGUGAUGGUGCUGCUGCUGACGGUGGUGGUGAUGGUGCUGAGUCCGCCCCGCCUGUGCGCAGAACAGAUGUGCUGAUCACCGAUGCGGAUAGUGCUGCUUCCUCUCCUCCUCAACGCGUCUCUCCCCCUGCUGCCGCUGCUGAUGCCGCUGCUGCCGCUGCUGCUGCUGCAGCGGCUGAUGCUGCCUCGUUUGCUGGGACCACUGGCCGGGCUACCGGCGUGUCUGAUUCCCGAAGCUCCUGUGGCAGCAGUGCUGCUGGUCGCCCCCCUGCUGCUACAGCUGCUGCUGCUGAGACAGCCGGUGCUGCUACAGGUGCUGCUGCUCCAAGCGCUGCUGGCGCUGCCUUGUCGGUGGUAUCAGGCACCCCCGUGCAAGUCCAACCCUCCAUCGAGCGUAGCAUCAGGCAGUUGAGCAAGCAGCGCAGCGAUGGGGGGAAGGAAGCGGGGGUUCUUACAGAGGGAGUGACUGUAAAGGUGACUCAGUGUAUCCAGCCUACCCAGUCGGCCCAGACCACUCAAUCGUGCAUGCCUGGGGAGGGGAUAGCGGAGAAGGCAUGUUCUGAGGCGCCUCAAGAAAGGGGCGUAGUCACAGAGGCAACGACAGUGGAGGUGACGUCUACUCAUACUUGCACGCCCGGUGGUAGUAUUGUGGAGAAGACUUGCAUUGCUGUGUGUCAGACGACCGGGAGGAAGACGGGGAGGAGAGAGGGGAGGUGUGGAGGAGAGAGGGGUGCGGAGGGGUUUGGUGGUUUUGAGGGGAUGGUGGGGGGAGGAGGAAAGGGUGGAGAGGUGCUGGUGGAGAGUGUGGUUGAGAAGGGAGAGGGGGAGGAGGAGGAAGGCACACAGCAGCGCGCAGUCAUGUCUGCCGCCCCUAAAUGGGCUGUGUCAAGGGAGAGGAGGCUGCGAGUGCGGGUGACAUCGCGCUUCAAGGAGUACAAGCACACAGCAGCACGCAAGCUCUCGCUUGUGGAUAAGAUGACUGCUCAGGCCCAAGCCCACGCCUCCCGCUCCAAGGGCUGGAGCACUUCAGUAUACGUGAGCACGCCAGCAGGGAGCACAGAGGUGCAUGCGUCCCUCCCCGGCUCAGCCACACCUGCUUCGCCCUGCUCCGCCCAGCAGCAGCAGCAGCGCAGUCAGCAUGUUGUUUCUGUGAGCACUGUGGGCGCCGUCGCUGCUGCCAGCCCUGCUGUGCGCUGCCCGCACACCACCACUGCUGCUACUGCCGUUGGCAGUGCCAAGGCCAACGAGGUUUCCCCUGUGAAACGGGUCAAGCUCUUCCCUGCUGCUACUGGCGCUGCUGCCUCCGCUGCCUCCGCUGCCACUGCCUCUAGCGGAGCAAGUGUAGCAGCAGGAGGAGGAGGAGGAGGAGGAGGAGGAGCUGGAGAGAUCGAGCAAGAGCAGCAGGUGCAGCAGCAGCAGAAGCAGGAGCAAGUGUGUGCUCGUUCACUCUCGCAGGAUGGUACCAGCAGCAGGAGCAGCAGCAGCAGCAACAGCAGCAUGUCUGGGACUCUGAUGAUGGGUGCUGACUCUGGUAGCAGCCAUGGGAGCAGUGGUGGGGCGAGUGAGCAGGGUGUGAGGGUGAAUGAGGAGGAGAAGAGGCAGGAGCACGUGACACGCAGUGGCGCUGGUGGUGCUGAUGCUGAUGAGGUUUCAGCUGCCCCUGCUGCCACUGCUGCUGGACCUUCGGUAAACCAGCAGCAGCAGCAGCAGCAGCAGCAGCAGCAGCAGCAGCGGGGGCAUGGGUUUGUGAUGCCGGAAGCAGAGCUGUACCUGAAGGGUCCCCCCCAGUUCACGUGCCCCGAUGAGGUGCUGCUGCACACAGACAGGCGUGCCGUGGAGCGACUCGCAUACGACAUGCAGGUAGCACUGAAGCAGCAGCAGGAGGAGCAGGCGAGGAGGGAGCAGGAGGAGAGGCGGAGGGAGAGGGACGAGGAGGAGGUGAGGAGGCUGCGGCAGCAGAUGGUGCACAGGGCUCGCCUCAUGCCCUACUUUGGACGCCCUUUCAAGCCUCGCAGUGGAUUGCUCUUGUGUGGUCUGUGUACUUGCCACGUGCACCCUGCUUGGCUCGAGUUGUGUCAUUCGUACCUCCUCUCCCUCUACUCGUGCCCUCUCCCUCACUCUCGUUCUCCAAUCCUCACAAUGGCCUCUCCCUCACUCCCGUUCUCCACUCCUCUCCCUCACUCCCGUUCUCCUCUCCUCACAAUGGCCUCUCCCUCUCUCCCGUUCUUCACUGCUCACAAUGGCAGGUCCAGCAAGCAGCCCACUCUGCCUCGUUCCCCUCUGCUGCUCACUAACGCCAGGCAUGCAACAGCAGCAGGCAGUGUGUGCAGCAGCUCCCUGAUUCGCUGA